AUGCUUGUUUACCCAAAGCUUGAAUUGUGCAGUGCCUCAACCAUCAUACUAAGCCAAAAAUGUAUUGAAAUGAUAAAAUUAUUUCAAAAACUAAAACAGGAAAUACGAAAUAAAGAGAAAAAGUUAAAUGAUUUAAAAGAUCGAUCACCAUUGAACUUCGACGAUCAUGAAGAACCAAUGAUUAAACUUCGGUUAGACAGUGCUUGUUCUGCGUUAACACAGUAUUUUGUACCUAAACAAUUAGGUUUUGGACAUGUAACAAGAACAGAUGGGAUACAAAACCACACACGGCCACUAGCUCAACAGUUACAGGCGGAUGAUGAUCCGACCAAAGCUAUAAUUAUACUAGAUGGAACCAUUCAUAAAGGAAAGCCAUUUGUAAAGCCAAUGAUGAUAGUCUUUUCUGAUGGCUACAUAAUAGCGGUUUUGGGUCCGUUCUUUGCAGACGGAAAGAAUAAUGAUUCAGAGAUUACAAAAUAUUUAUUAUAUAACAAUGUCCAAGGACUUCAGGACUGGAUGCAACCAGGAGAUGUGGUCGUCGUUGACCGCGGUUUUCGUGAUUGUCUAAUAGACUUACAGAAAUUUGGUUACGAGACAAAGAUGCCUCUAUUUAUGGAAAAAGAUCAAACACAGUACACCACUGACGAAGCAAAUAAAACACGACUGACUAGUAAACUUGCUUAUAACCAAGGCGGGGACUACCACCUUAAGCACAGUAAAACUCAGAACGUUGAUGAUGAAGACUCGCACACGAAACAAGCUAAAUUGAACGCUCUCUACGAAGACUCGACCGGCAAGAAGCACGAGCUAAACGAAGAGAAUCGAGAUCAUGCAUUACAAAAGCAUAAAGAAGCUGAUUCAGAGUUGGAAGAGAAACGAAACAAAUACAGCGGUCAUCCACAUAGAUAUGCGGGUAAAGGCAGCGACAGUGACUCCAGCGACAGUAACGGCUACGGAAGUGAAAGUCGAGAUGAUAAAUACAACCGUCAUCCACAUAGAUAUGCGGGUAAAGGCAGCGACAGUAAUGGCUACGGGAGUGAAAGUCGAGAUGAUAAAUACAACCGUCAUCCACAUAAACAUGCGGGUAAAGGCAGCGACAGUAACGACUACGGGAAUGAACAUCGAGAUGAGCGAGUGAAGCGCGGAGCUCCAGAACACGGUUAUCAUGAUUCAAGCGGAUACGGUAGAUCAAAUUUCGGACAGUAUGCAGAGAAAAAGCAUGACAGUUAUCCAGAAAGUCACCCUGGCUAUCCAGCAUAUGAACACCACAAGAAGUCCAAUUACGGAGGCCACGACAACUGGAACAAGAAAGAAGUUCAUGAGAAGAAAUCUGCACAAGAACAUAAACAUCACAAGGAAUCAGAAGAUGAAGCACUAAAGUAUUCUAGACGUCACGGUGAGUAUGCACCACGCAAGUCUGAACAUAAACCAUACCCUGAAAAAAAAGAAUCGUAUAACUCGAAACCACGCAAAAGCUACAAACCAACUACGGAAAGCCCAACAACACAAAAGCCGUACCAAUCAACUACACAAAAACCGUAUCAACCAACUACACAAAAAUCGUACCAAUCAACUACACAAAAACCGUACCAAUCAACUACACAAAAACCGUACCAACCAACUACAGAAAAGCCGUACCAACCAACUACACAAAAACCGUACCAACCAACUACACAAAAACCGUACCAACCAAC
Messenger RNA from Didymodactylos carnosus, 1694 nucleotides. The record is from the annotation of a GenBank genome assembly. NCBI's taxonomy places the organism in Eukaryota, Metazoa, Rotifera, Eurotatoria, Philodinida, Philodinidae.